Messenger RNA from Lindgomyces ingoldianus, 1481 nucleotides. RefSeq lists its product as uncharacterized. Bases 112 to 1395 code for a protein of 427 amino acids. NCBI's taxonomy places the organism in Eukaryota, Fungi, Ascomycota, Dothideomycetes, Pleosporales, Lindgomycetaceae. The transcript has 2 exons. The record is from RefSeq and is a predicted model, not a curated record.
CACAACAACACCCAGCUCUCCACUCCCUCACCGCUGUCCAAGACUCCCACCCCACACCCACAUGCCCCUCGCGCACGACAAAAGAACAUGAAUUAAGUCCCUUCACCAACAAUGUCCUUUUCCUACGACCGCUACGACCGUCGCCAAUCGUCGAAUCGCCGCACCACUUUCGGCUACUGGGUCCCCCUAGUCCUCACUGUCACCGUCGCAACCGCCGGUUUUGCGGCGUGGGUAUGGAGCGAGCGACGCGACGACGACGAUUCCUCCGACGAUGCUGAUUUGAGCUAUGGCGAGGACGCAGACGGAAAGCGCCCGGCGGGGGCGCGCGACACGCAGUCGGAGGGGGCUACCCACGAGGAGAGCCUCAUGGCGCGCGUUCACGGCGUUGUGCGGCGGACCCCCAGUCCCCAGCAGCUGUUUGAUACUGUCAGUAAGAAGACCGCCGCAGGAGUCGCCGCCGCGGGUGCUGCUGUAGGAGGCGUGCUGGCCUCGAUCCGCGAGGAGGACAAGGAUGAUUUCGGCGACCACAGCAGAUGGUCCGAGGAAGCUGCCCUUCGGCGCAAUGUCGCAGCGCAGUCGUCCCAGAGCGCUUCUGCGGCAGAUGCGCAAUCAAGGUCCUUCGCCGCUUCGGUGCGAGGUGGACCGCAGGCUGGCGUGAGGAGGAAGACUGUGGCGAUCGUUGUGUCCGCCGAGUCUACAAUGGACAAUCCUCACGACGACGACGGCUCCUACCGCUCAGAAAACGCCACAAUCCUCUCGCACCUCCCUGAUACCGACUUCAACAAAACCAGACUGUUCGUUCUCAUCUAUUCGCCCUCUCUGCGAUCGCGGCCAAACUCACGGACCGGCGCUGCUUCCCUUGGGUCCUCUUACUCAGCCAUUUCCACCCCCGCCCACACGCCGGGCGAGGAACUUACCUCCAUGGCUCCGCAUCCCGAAGACACCAUCUACACCCCGGCCAUGUCAGCGCGAAGCUCAGACAACCAUCUCUGGAACACUCUUCACGCGCAGGCGCUUAGGCUUGUGGAGAAUCCAGCCAUGGUUAUGCCGUUCACAACUCUCACCGGCCACAUCCAUAUGCUGAAGCACCUUGGUCCCGAUCUUGUAUAUAUGGUAGAUGCACUCAGCGGGAUGAACGGUGCUAAUGUCGAAGACAUCAAGCGCUGGGUUGGGCAGACCAUCGUGGUUGUCGGCAGCGACGGCACGGGCCUUGGAGGGUUGGUUGAUACUGAUGAUGAGGGCCCAGCCUCGAAGCCGAAAUCCGAGCACGAUCACGGCCACGGCAGCAGAUGGUGGGAGAGUGCAGACAUGGUCGGCUUGGGUAAGGGCGUAGAGGUAGUAGAUGCAGUCCGACUCGCCGACGAUUUUGAAAGGAGGGCUGUAGGCAGGGAUUAAUGGAUUAUUGCUUGGAUUUCAACAGGCGAUACGUCGCUUUCUACGAGUACUUGGAUAUUUUGUCAGUAUGUUUGUAACGAAAUAUG